Molecule: messenger RNA, 2620 nt
Organism: Polypterus senegalus (gray bichir)
Lineage: Eukaryota; Metazoa; Chordata; Cladistia; Polypteriformes; Polypteridae
Gene: foxd2
Product: forkhead box D2
Exons: 1
Coding region: 408-1469 (353 amino acids)
Biological process (GO): anatomical structure morphogenesis; regulation of transcription by RNA polymerase II; cell differentiation
Molecular function (GO): DNA-binding transcription factor activity, RNA polymerase II-specific; RNA polymerase II cis-regulatory region sequence-specific DNA binding
Source: RefSeq, a predicted model, not a curated record
AGUUAAGGCUUUCCCACUGGAUUCCCUCUCCGACCGUCUGCAAGAGGUUGUUAAAAAAAGAAGAAAAAAAAAAAAAAAAAAAAGAAAGGAAGAAAGAAAAAAAAAGGAAGAAAGAAGAACGCACGGACUUUUCCCCAAAGAAACGCACACUUUGCAACCAAAGGGGGGGAGCAGCAGUGAGGAGGUGGCGAAAGGAUUUCUAUUCUGUUGCAAAAGAAAUAAACGCGUAGUUACCGGGCAGAUUGCACUUUUUACGCAUCACAACCCUGGUUGGUUGAACUUCUUUUUUCCUCGGAAUUCCCACUAGCCUACAAAUGUUUCUGAACUGUGGAAAGUAAAAACAAAACAAACAAAAAAAAAAAUAUAAACUCACUGAAAGACCAUUUUUAAAACGGGGCAGUCUAACAAUGACCCUGGGAGCAGAAAUGUCAGAUAAUUCGUUGCUUUCUGAGGAUGUAGACAUCGACGUAGUUGGGGACAUUACCAUCAAGGAUGGGAAAUACCACGACUUUCAAUCGGACAACGAUUCGGACGACCAGCUCUCUAGAAAUACCGGAGAUAACCUAUCUUCUCCAGGGCUCGGCAGUGGAUCGGAGUCCCAGCCCCCACCUCGCACAGGGGACAAGACUGGCAAGAACACUCUGGUGAAACCCCCGUAUUCAUAUAUAGCGCUGAUCACUAUGGCUAUACUGCAAAGCCCGAAGAAACGACUCACCUUGAGUGAGAUCUGCGAGUUCAUUAGCAAUCGCUUCCCUUAUUACCGGGAGAAGUUUCCUGCCUGGCAGAACUCGAUCAGGCACAACCUGUCGCUCAACGACUGCUUCGUCAAGAUACCUCGGGAACCUGGCAACCCCGGAAAGGGCAACUACUGGACCCUCGACCCCGAAUCUGCGGACAUGUUUGACAACGGAAGCUUCCUGCGGAGAAGAAAACGCUUCAAGAGGCACCAGUCGGCAGACAUUCUUCGAGAUCCCAACAGCUUCCUACCGGGUUUUGGAUAUGGGCCCUACGGGUACAAUUACGGCAUUCAGUUGCAAAACUACUCGCAGCAGCAGCACCACGGCACUGCAUUCCCAUUCCAGCCCCCGCACUGCGCCAUGCCCUCACCGGCCGCGCUCUUUCCUGCACCGCACAUGGCACCCUUGUUGGGAAACGAGCUGACUAGGAAACCUUUCUUUCCCCAGCUGAGUCCUACGCUACCCGGCCUACAGCCUCUCAAAGUGGACAACGGCCAGGCGAGACCCUCUUUUUCGAUUGAUAACAUUAUAGGCGUGACGGGGGCUGGGCCCGGCGGGAAUUCGCCAUAUUCGAGCCAAACCGGGAGCACGGCGCAGGUACUGGCAAUGCUUACACCGGCCCUCACGAGCACCCCCAGCCACAUCAACUUAGCGACCGACAGCCUCCUGCACGCGGCCGGGGGGCAGACUUUCACCAGUAAAAUUGCAAACCUUAAUGGCUGUCAUUUUUAAAAACAAAAAAUUCAAACUGUUCUUUCGCUCCCGUAACCUUUGUAAAGGUAGGAUUUAUAUACUUUUUGCGAAAUAUUCCAAACAGGCAGAUUUUUUUUCCUGUAAAAAAUAAGUAAAAUAUAAUAAAUGAAAAUAUAUUUAUGAAGUGUAAAUAUGUAUCAUAAUGGAAAGGGGGAAGGCUAUAGAGAACUCUGUGAGCUUUUAAAUGAUUGGGGGUCACAAUAGAGAUUUACUUUUAAUCACGCACUGUUCAAUCUUCCCCAUUUAAAACUUCAAAUUUUCAAAAAGAAAAAAAAAAAUAACAUAGAAGACAGUUUUGAAUUUCUGCUUAAAUUAGUUUGAAAAUUAGUAGUGACUUUUUACUCUGGAAUUUAUGGUUUGGUUAGUUUAAAAAUGUAAUAAACACUGUUUAAGAAGCAAUCUUGGUCGAAAUAAGGAGGACCCGAAACUGAGAAAAAAAAAACAAAACAUGAUUUAAAAAUGUUUUAAAAGCACUCGGCAAAAAGAAAAAGGAAAAGGGGAGCUCUAGAGAGAGUUUAAAUAUUUCUCAAACAUUUGCCCCGUUUCUUUUAGUUUGUGUUUGGUGAAUUUGUAUUUUUGUUCUUCUUUAUUUUUGUUGCUAGAUUCUAUAGAUGGUGUACAGUUCAAUACAUCUUAUGUGUUCCUUUGUUGUGCAUCCGUUUUUUUAAUCUAUUUGGGAGAGAUUCUGUGAAAACAAUUGAUGGUAUAUGUUGAAAACACAAAGAGAAAAAAAAGCAAAACUCGGCAAUUCAAGCAAAAUGAAUGUCAUUUUGUUGUAAAUUAAUAAAUGUUUGUGAACGAUGCAAAUGCUUUCUUUCAUUUAAUAACGUCCCUUACCCUUAUCUUACAUGCACGGUUUUCUUGUUCCUAUUAUUAAGCAAAGCUAUAGCCAAACACACAAUUGGUGGACUUAAGACAGCAUUUUAGGGGUGACAGGCGUAUCGUAACGUCUAUUCAUCAAUUCUAAAGCGGAAUUAGUUGGCCUUAUCAGGCCAGGUUGUUAACAAAUUUCAAAAUGUUUGCCUAAAGAAAAAAAGAGGCGUUUUUGAAUAUUUGCGCUAUGCUUUCAAACGUGGGUGCAUUUGGGCAAAUUAUUAUACAGUUUAGAGCUGCAGUAAAAAAAAAAUUGU